Molecule: messenger RNA, 1901 nt
Organism: Saccostrea echinata
Lineage: Eukaryota; Metazoa; Mollusca; Bivalvia; Ostreida; Ostreidae
Product: BOS complex subunit ncln-like
Exons: 15
Coding region: 34-1713 (559 amino acids)
Biological process (GO): regulation of signal transduction
Cellular component (GO): endoplasmic reticulum membrane
Source: RefSeq, a predicted model, not a curated record
UGGUAGCGUUAGUGGUAGUCAAUCUCUCCAACCAUGGUGCUCAGUGAUGUUGGGGAGUUACUUGAGAUGUUUAAGAAUAGCUUUCCUUUUUCAUUCCUCUUUUUCAUUCCCAUUUUCAUAAUUCUAUCCCCAGUGAGUCCAGUUUCAGCAGCGCACGAGUUCGCUGCCCUUCGCAUGCAACAGUAUGAUCUACAUGGAGUUAGCUAUGGCUGUAGAAGUUCUCCAGUAAACAUGGAAGCUCGUCCAGUUGAUUCUAAGAUGAUCACAAGGCGCUGCAUUGUGGCCAGGUUACAGGAGGUGUCCAUUUCAAAGUACAGGGACCUGAUACAAGAGAAUGCGGGGGCUCUACUGGUUCUGCUGCCCUCAAAUCUAAGCUCCAUCUCCAAAGAGGACAAACAGCACUUGCAGAUUUUGGAGAGGGAUCUACUGACAGAGGAAACCACAAUUCCUGUGUACUUUGCUCUUGAGACAGAUGAAUUGUCUGAAAUUUAUGAAGAAAUCCACAGAGGAAAUGCAGGAGAUCAGGCCACAACUGCUGUUGAAGCCCUGAUGAGUGGAGCCACAGCUAAUGGGUUCCAAAUGGUUAUAGCAGGGUCUCAAGCUAAGAGUUUGGGAGAAUUUCAGAUCACAAAUAUUCAGGGUCACUUGUCAGGCUAUGGUAUUGAAGAACAACUUCCCACUGUGGCUGUAGUUGCUCACUACGAUUCCUUUGGAAUUGCUCCAAGCCUGGCCCAGGGUGCUGAUGCUAAUGGUAGUGGAGUGGUUGCACUGUUGGAAUUGGCUCGCCUCUUCUCCAAACUCUACACCAAUUCCAGGACACAUGCCAAGUUUAACCUAGUCUUCCUACUUUCUGGAGGGGGUAAAUUUAACUAUCAAGGAACAAAGAGGUGGAUUGAAGACAAUCUAGACUCACAAGAUUCAAAUUUACUGUCAGAUGUGUCCUAUGUCCUGUGUAUAGACAGCAUUAGUAAAUCAGAUGAACUAUAUCUACAUGUCUCUAAACCUCCGAAAGAGGACUCGCCUGGCAGUCAGUUCCUACAGAAUCUACAGAAUGUUGUCAAGUCAUUUUAUCCUGAUGUCAAAUUUGAUAUGGUGCACAAGAAGAUCAACUUAGCAGAAGAUCUGCUGUCAUGGGAACAUGAGAGAUUCAGUAUCAAACGUCUGCCAGCAUUUACUCUGUCUCACUUCCACUCGCACAAAGACCCGGACAGAAACACAAUUCUAGAUAUAAGGGAAAAUGUAGAUACAGGCAAGCUGAGCAGAAAUAUUGGUAUUAUUGCUGAAGCCCUAGCUAGAUAUGUUUACAAUGUCAGUAGUCAUGGUAACCUCCAGCUCUUCUCUGAAGGCCUGGGGGUACAGGAAGACUUGGUUGAGGCCUGGCUCGGACAGCUGACAUCACAACCCCGCGCAACUCAGCUCCUCCCCAAGGGUCACAGUCUCCAUAGUAACCUAGAGGAGGCCAUGAGUCGAUACCUCAAAGAUGUACGACGAACAACAUUUAAAGCUGAUAAGAGGGAUCCAGAGUUUGUCUUCUAUGAUGGUGCCCAGUACACUAUGAGUUCAUACAAUGUAAAACCUGCCAUAUUUGACCUGUUCCUUGCUGUAGCUAUAGUGGCCUACCUGGCUCUUGUUUACCUGGCUGUACAGAAUUUCCACCUCUUCUACAUUGCUAUGCAGAAACUUUCAAGUUCAAAAAAGAUCAAAGUGCAAUAAACAAUUGUCUUGCUUGUUGAAAUCCUGAUCUCCGGCGCUGUUUAGUGUCCCUAACCUCAGUGUAACAAACCACAUGCAGAGACUGGUAGCUAGUAUUUGUGAUAUGUAAGAUGAACAAUCCAAAGAUGACUUUUUUCUACUCAUUGAUGAAUUUUUUGUACUCCUUAAAUUAAAAUUUACAAGUUCUU